Molecule: messenger RNA, 9081 nt
Organism: Porites lobata
Lineage: Eukaryota; Metazoa; Cnidaria; Anthozoa; Scleractinia; Poritidae
Source: the annotation of a GenBank genome assembly
AUGGCAGGCUGUUUUUUCUCCUUUCAACUUAGGUUCUUUCUGGCUUGGGCUGCCUUGGGAACGUGGCUGGAAAACAUCGUAACUGCAAAUCAAGGUAAAAAAAUCAACUAGUUUCCUAAUGAGAGGGUGUCAAUCUAGCGUCUAACGUUGAGUUUUCGUUGUCUUAACCGUACCAAUACGAUCAAAACAGCAGAUAGUUUGUGGAGAGGAGCAUUGACCGUUAAACUGAACGAAUUGCAACCUGUUGGAGAGGUAGCUUCUAACCCAGUCCAGAGCCACGCCACGUAUAUCAUAGUGUUCGAGUUUGUCAAGCAGAAUAUUAUGAUCGACGGUGUCAAAGGCCUUAGAAAGAUCAAGGAAAACGCCAACGACAUGUUCAUUGCGAUCAAGAGCAAAUAGGGAGAUUUUUUCAUAUAGGUCAAUCAAUGCUAACGAAGUUGGGAACUUCCCUGAUUCGGGAAUCCGACUUCCCUUUUCAUUGGGCGAUAGAGGAAUGAAGCAGUCCCAUGUUGUGGAACUUAUAAACUAUUUUGAACAACUCUCUCUUUGUAGGUUGCAGCCAAAAUCGACGCCUGAAGUUUUCUCCUCCAGUAAAAGACAAUUAUCUUCAAGGGCACGUCUUCUUUAAUAUUUCUUUUGAAGCCCACAUAUCAUGUGAAGGAGAAUGUCUUCACCGGAAAGAAUGCGUGGCAAUUAACAUUGGUCCAACAAUUAAAGGCAUUAAGGUCUGCGAGUUGUGUAACUCAGAUCACCUACAGCAACCAAGUGAUUUGAAACCAAGACGCGGCUGGACAUAUAGGGGAACAGAGGUAGGCUGAAUUAUAAAUUAUUUGUUACCAGCGAUAGUGCUGUCAUAAUUAUAGAGAUAAUAAUGAUAAGAGUUUAAGAAGGCGAUGAUCUAGCUUGUAUAAUGUUAUAGUGAAUAUUACGAUGAUGAUGAUGAUGACGAUGACGAUGACGAUGACGAUGACGAAGCCGACGCCGACGCCGACACCGACGCCGACGCAGAAAAUCUUGAGGAGAGGGAAGUUGACCAAGAUGGUACUUAAAAUUUUUAUAAAGUGAUGAUGACCAAGAGAGAAAAUAGCUCGUUCUCUCUUGUGAUGACAUAUUUAACGAAGAAUUUAUUGAGCAGGAAUUUCUGAAUUGCUACACUUAAAUGCCAAAAAUACCUGGUACGUGGUUUUUAGUAGUCCAGUUUAUGGUGCUUUUGGCCUACAAGCCAAGAUCAGCCAAGUUUUUAGCACAAAUUCUCCUUGAACUGCUUUGCCUCAAUUAAAACCAGCAAUGGCCCCAGCGAGACUGCAACAAAGACGUAUAGGUUUAGCAAAACAACCGGCAGAAAAGACCUGACCGGUCUAUGAAAAGGCAAGGAUGUCUCUGUGGCUAUGAAGAUGAGGCAAGUCAGGAUCCUUGAGUGAAUGUCAUCAGUGUUUCAUAUGGAGCUGAUGUUACAGGACUCCAUUUUUGGCAACAAACAUUUUAGGUUCUAGAAACUGUCAAAUUACUUAAAUAUGCAAACUCAUAAGACAAACAAUCCCUUAAUUAACUAGUGUUUAUUAUGGGGGAGAUGGACUGCUGAUAUUUUUAUAUGUCAACAGUUUAUCUUUCCGAUAUCAGCUGAAUCAGCAGUUUGCAUUGGUUUUCCUUUAUAAUUAAUUUCUGCCUUUAGAGGCAAUUGCAUAUGUUAAUGAUGGAAAGCCUACAUAAUCUGAUAGUAUAAAAGUAAAGGAAAUCUGUAGUCAAAAGGAGAGAAAGAAAAAGAGAAGCAAGCGAAAGAAAGAAAAACAAGGAUCGAUUUCAUCUCCCGUUUUCCAUUAAAGCGUCGGUUUUUUGAGUUUUUCAGGCAAAAUGGUCGCAUAUCAAGAAUUGUUUUCCGUAGUGACGCUACUUAACGAGCUCAGCGCAAGCAAAACGACAAAGGAAACGAGAAAAAUAAAAAGAGAAACAGGUUUAAUAAUAUAAACAAAGCAAAAACUUGAACGUGCCGUACACUUUUCGGCAGAUUUUUUUCAUCAUUGCACGACUAACGUUGUCAAACUUGAAUGAAAUGGCAAUGCAAUUGUCGCUUUAACCCUUUCACUGCCAAACGUGGCCAAGAGCGAAAUUCAACAAAAAUUUCCAAAUUUUAUUUUAAAAUUUUGAAAAACAAAUAGUACCAUGUAAAAGUACAGUUAGAAAGGUUUCUUUUGAAUGGUCAUACCACAGGUUUUCAUCCACAGACUCAAAAGUUAGGACCACCUUACAAAACUCUUUUAUUCACUCUGGCAGUGAAAGGGUUAAUCUCUAUGAUCGUCUCUUCAACAGCGGCGAUCGUCGUGACUUCGAUAUCGUCGGAAAUAGCCAGAGGCUUAAUUACGUACCUAGACUGCAAAACAGUCGGGCUUUUUGCUCCAGUUCCCUUCUCGGCUGGUUCGCUCUCUCGAGCUCUGUCAAGCCUCGAUUUGACAGACUGAAAAGGGAACUGCUCGAAGUCUACAAUAUAAUAUAAUAGUAAAAUGUCAUUAAGUCUAAAUUACGCUCUUUUUUCACUAGAAUAUUUGUGUGUACAAACCUUGCUUGAACAAUGGAAAGUGUUUUCUUGGAUAUACGGACAAGAAGUUCCUUUGCGAAUGCCAGUCUGGUUACACGGGAAAACUCUGCGAAACAGGUGAUUAUGUGGCCAUCAAACGCAGACAUAUUCAGUCAUGUUUUCGAUUGUGUGCGCCACAAAGAAUACUUUUUUACAGAAACAAACUGUUAAAACGUCUACGUCUACGUCUUUCAUACACGGAAUCGCCAGCUAGUAAACUAGAAACUUACCGUGGCCCGUUGCUUCGAGAUCCUGCCAGGUGGUUAGAAAAACGAAAGUGUAUCCUACCCAGAAAUACAGAACAAGUGAAUGUUGCUUAAUAAGAAAUAAUCAACGUUGUCGGGGUUAGAAAACAUCUGUGCCCCCCCCCCCCCCGGGAGGCGUGGGUCCGCAGCAAAGUUUUAUCCUGGAAAGCUCCGCCUUGAGGUUAACCUGAGAUCAGGUUCUAUUUUCGUUUCGCUUUGAAAAUAACAUUCUGGCGGGCAAGGCGAAACAAAAAGCGGUAGCCGUUAGAGAGAAUGUAUGAGAACCGCUAAAAUUGAGCCUGGUCUCAGGUUACCUUGAGGGCCAGCUCCUUACCCUUCUAUAUAAUAUUUUUUGAGAGAAAAGGUACCCCUCCCUUACCCAGUACCUUCCACUGACAAAUGGUACCUCUUUCAAAUACCUCGUUUGGAACUUUAUCAUUUCUUUUAGCUGCUGUAAAUAUACUGUCUUUAAACUGUGAAUAAAUCACAAAACUGACCAGGAAAUUUUCUCGACUUUUUGACAGCCAUAAAAUCCUUAGCAAAGUUUUAUCUUGCGAAGCUCCGCUUUGAGGUCCAGCUCCUUACCUUUCUAUAUAUUUCUUUUGAGAGAAAAGGUACCCCUGGCGUUCCUUACACAGUACCUUUAACGGACAAAUGGUACCUCUUUCAAAUACCAAGUUUAGAACUUUUCAUUACUUUUAUCUGCUCUAAAUGUACUGUCUUUAAACUGUGAAUAAAUCAGAAAACUGCCCAGGAAAUUUUCUCGACUUUUUCACAGCCAUAAAAUCCUUCUGUUAGCCCUUUUAGGUCUUUUUACAGACCGAAAUGACACAGAUUUCUCCACCCUCUCACAUACUUCAACUAUUGAAAUCCUAACCCUUUCAUCCACCUGAAGUCUGGAAAAGGUACCCCUUUUGCAAUUUGGGCGAAGCUUCCCCGUAUAAGCCAUUACAGGGGGUACCCCCCGGGAUUUAUUCUUGCUCUUCUCUGAAUGAGUGAAACAAUCAGUCUUCCCUGAAGAAAUCAGGAUGCUAAAAAAUUGAUAAUUUUCUUGCGUUGAAUGUCUAGGUUUAUAAACGAUGUACGAGGUUGGUUGCUUGUAUUGUUUUCUUUUCUUUUUUUUACUCCGGUGAAUUAAGGAAUGGGUCCUCGUUACAUGCGGAGUUUUAUGACUUGAUCUUGUUUUUUCCAGUAUCCUCCUUUAUUUUAAUCUUAGACCGCUGUGUUUAAGACCAGAACCACUUUGGACCUUAAACGCUCUUUUUUUAGAUCACGUGACCAGCCGCGCCCAUAAUUAUACAAAAUUUCGACUUUGCAGAUUACACCAGUUUACUGAAUGUGACCACAAUCGUUUUUCCUUCCAUAAUAUUUCAUUUUACAGUCAAAUAAGCUAAAUUAAUCGGGGAUUUGUGAAAUGAUCCAUUCCUUCGUAAUUAUCAGAUAUUUUUCUCUCGUCCCAGUCUCUCUCUUAACAAGAAACGUUAUAGUUUACAAAACGUAGAUAAUUUAAGAAAACCCCGAUUAAUUCCAUAAACUUUGUGUCAAUAGUCAUGGACAAAAAGUGAAUUAAAUUACAAGUGUUAUUUAUAAAGUGGUGUAAAUUUGGAUUGAAAUAAAAAGUCAAAAAUGGGUGUGACAAGUCACGUGACACAGAUAAUACAUUAGUAAUAGUGAAAAAUGAAUGCUUGUGGGGAGUAGAUAUUGAAUUUAAAAUAUUAAUGCGAAAGGUAAAAUCCCUACUAAAACAGACCACCCCCCCUCCAAAUUUGCAGUGCCUAAUUCCUCAAUUCACCGGAGUAGACCUGGACGAAUGCAAGGAUAAAACUCAUCAGUGUGACGUAAAUGCGAACUGUACCAACAUUCCUGGCUCAUAUAACUGCACGUGUAGGCCUGGCUACACAGGAAAUGGGAGCAUUUGUAAUGGUAUAAUUAGCUAUCCAAGCCUUCACUUCAUUUUUCUGCAAGUAGUUUAGUCUUCUUUGUAAAUUAAUAUUUAAAUUUCUACUCCCUCCAGAAAUUGAUGAAUGCAAGGAUGGAAGCCACGACUGUCACAUAAAUGCCAACUGUACCAACAUUCCUGGCUCUUACAACUGCACGUGCAGGCCUGGCUACCAAGGCAAUGGGAGCAUUUGUAAAGGUAAAACUUGCUGAUAAAUGUCAUAAUAAGACUUAAUUUAUAUUCAUUUCUUGUUUUUUUCGUUUCCUUACUCAGACAUCAAUGAAUGCGAAAAGGGAAGCCAUGAUUGUCACAAAAAUGCGAAUUGUACAAACACAGCUAGUUCUUACAACUGCACGUGCAGGCCUGGCUACACAGGCAAUGGGAGCAUUUGUGAAAGUAAAAAUUUGGGAAGACCUUGGAUAACAAUGACCUCAACCAGCGCUGGGGUCAAUUUAAUAAAACUUUUACUCGUGUAAUUUACAAGUGUAGCUUUUGUUCUCAGACUCUAAAACAAUAGCUAUGAGUUUUAUUAAAUUGACCCAAAGUUGUGGCGUCCAGUGGUUUUAGUAAAAACAAGGGUUUAGGUGGAAAGCUCAGUCUCGCGGGCUCAUAAAACGUAGUCUCGGUCAUUCUUAUUGACACGCCUUUAUAGAGUCGGGGCUUAUAGCUCCCUUUGGUAGUACUCCCUUUGAUACUCUUUCCCUAAUUACACUUACACGGCUUAAAAAACCAAGAUGGUCACCUGCUACAGCACUAAGCGCUCGAUCUCAGCGAUCUUAGGGAAGCAGGGUUGAGUGCAAAAUCUUUCUUGUGAAAAUGACUUUUAUUUGCAUGAGAAUAAAAAAUCAUUUUCAUAUCACACUUAGCCUCGCUUGGAAAUAGAGGCUUAGAGCAACUGUUGGUUCGUAAUAUACCCGGGAAAGAUUACAGGCGCGCUUUCUAACGGUAGAGCAGUUUUGGAUUAGUGACUGCAUAUAUGCAAAAGAAGUGAGGAACCUAAACGCAGAGCUCAAGUUCAGUUGGAGGAUUCUUGAAAGCAAAUGAGCCGCAGUAUUUAGUAAGAAUUGUCGCAAGCAUUCGUGAUAAUAAAUUUAACUGUUUUCAUAUACGAGCCUCUCUAUUGGCGAGUAACUGCGGACGUCGUUUUCGUCGCCCUUUUCCCAUCAAAUCGUCGGCUUUUCAACGAAAUCGUCGCAUAUCAAUAGUUGUUUUGCAUGGUAACGCUACUAGGGAGCUCGAACAACCACAAUGACGGCAAUGUAACGUGAAAAUAAAAAAAAGCUGAAGCAUACAACAGGUUUGACUGAUAAACAGAAAAAAAUACCUGAACGUGCAGCACACUUUUUGGCAAUUUUGCUUGCCAUUGUUGCACGAGUGACGUUGUCAAACUUUAUUGAAAUGGCAAUGCGAUCGUACCUUUAGCCCCCGUCCAGACGUAUCCGGGUAUUUUUGAAUCCGCAAAUUUUUCUUUGCGGAUUCAAAAAUUUGCACGUCCACACGUAUCCGUAUUCAAAUCGAAUUUGCCCGUCCACACGUAUCCGGAUUCACUCACAUGCACAGUUCGUCAGCUAAUUUGUAAAGCGAUCUUCGACUCACGUGAAAAUUUUAAAUCGCCAGUCUGUUUCACUGAUAAAAUUGUCCCAUCAAGCACUAUAUUUCAAGAUUUCUUUUUUAAGGUGGUCUUAGUGCAUCAAGUAUUCUUGGCAACGACAGUAGGUACUUGGAGAAUUUGAAGUUGUUUUUAGAGCCCGUGAUCAAUAGCUCAGUCCGUAGUAGGUUUGUGAGGUGUUGGCACGCUAAAGAGGACGGCUGGGCGGCGUCUACGUUCCACGGCAACUGUGAUGACAAGGGACCUACUGUAACUAUCAUUCAAGUCGGCAGUUUUAUAUUUGGUGGAUACAGUGGCGUAUCAUGGAAAGUUCCUGGUGAGUACAUGUACCAGGAGAAUUAGGACUUGUUUUUUUUUGGUUUGCUAACAAUGAAGAACGAUAAAGUGGUACAGCGGCUUUUGGCUUGAGUACAUGUACUGUUAAAAAAGGGAGGGAUGUUUUUCUGCUUACGUACAACUCAAGGCGAGAAAGUAAUUCCUUAGCAAUCAGAAUUGGUCAUUUUCAUGAUGACGUCACUUGAUACAACUACCAGAAGAUGGUUUUUCUCUAAUUCACCAUUUAAAUAACAAUUAUUCACCGAAGUGGAGGUGGCUAUCCACGACUAGCCACCGACACUGAGGUGAAUAAUUGUUUUAGUAUAUACUAAAACAGUGAGAUAAUUGAGCACAAAAAUGAUGAUUUUUAACUCAAAUACUGUUGCCAACGAUUACAAUUUUGGCGCGUAAUGACCGGGCGGCCGCGGCUGUCGCUUUUUCUUGUCGACAAUUAAAACUUUUGAAGGCAUUUGUUUAGCUCUUGCGGGGAAAUUUCUUCAAAAGGAGUUGUGUUGUGAAUUCUUUUUAUAUUUAAAAUCAUUCUAUAAAGAAAGAUUAUUAAAUUUAGUUUUAAGCUUAUUUAUGAACAAGUCAACUAAAUAAAGUAACGCAAGACUUAAACUUAAUUUGCAUUUGUAAACAAAAAACUUUUUCACCGGUAAUAUCGAUAAAUUCGUGUCAAAAAGACACAGCUUUACCUGUUAAAACUUCCAAUCCGAACUUCGUCACCUUCGUGUAUUUCGGAAACAGCUUGCUUGACUAGUUGUGAAAUUUCUUUGUUUGUUUACGGCAGCAGGCCGGGAAGGCAUUUUGCUCGCAACUUACGCGAGGUUGGCGUCGCACGCACGGAGGAACUGGAGCUGAAUCAGUGAAUAGUGCAGGAUAUUCACUGAUUGAGUAGCCAAUCAGAGCGCGCGAAAAACACCAUCCACUGUUUUAGUAUAUACUAAAUUAAAUUAUCCGGUCAGGUUUAAAUCUUAUAAGAAUCGAUUUUGAAAUACAUUUUAAAACAAAAGUCAAUGAUAAAAAAGAAGCUUGUCUUCAUGUCAUCGUUAUCAAAGAGAGUAAAUACUUCCACGAAUCAUGUUAAUUUCAUAUCUUUUGUUAAUGAUGACAUGAAACCAUCGAAACGUCAAGUUACUUUUUUAUCGUUGAUUUGAGGUUUAAAUCACAACAUCAAUAAACAAAAUCUUGCAAAAUUUGGUUUCGCCCUCUCCUUACAAAACCCAUUAAGGGGCCACUCCACAGGAGAGGACGCCUCUGGUGCCAGCCUAAUUUUACUGAAUUAUCUUUAAAGUUCUCUAACUAUGUACUGCGGACUCUUUUUAAUGACGCAAAGUGUCGCUUAAGAACUACCCCCCGGUUCACAGUAAUCAGACGGAUAAAAAGGAAAAAUUUUCCAUUGUAAAAAGCUAAUGUUGUAGUCACAUCCAUGAACAUUCAUGACCAAAAUUAAGCUAAAUGAAACACAGAAUCAAGUGGUUCAGCCAUAGAGAGGUUGAAAAAAAAUGUAUCAGAUACAUGUGUGAUACCAUCUGUCAUUUGUAUUUUAUGGACUUCAAGUAGGUUUCAGGCUCUGUCAUGAUUUGAUAGAUCUGAAUUCAGUUACCAUUCUAGUUUGCAUAAAUCUCUUUUCGGGACAAAAACCCUGCUCUUUUCUACCAACACUUAGGGAUUCCAGUUUAGGGAGAGCUCCCUUUCUGCUCAUCAUGGAAGUUUGUUACACUUCUAAAACUGCCUAAUUUUCUACAAUAAUUUUCUCCUCCUCCACUAAUUUCAAAGUUACUACAGUGUCAUUACUGUACUCAGCAAGACAACAAAUGGAUGUGUGGCUCAUGACACAUUUUAGGAACAUUGAAAAAUUUAUACAAAUACAGCAAAUUUUAAAAAUACAGUAAUGCAUGGAUUGUCUAGGGAUGUUUGUAUGUCAAGCCGGACUUGCAUUCACUAUUUUAAACUGAAGUCCGGAUCAUUGAAUAUUCCUAAAAGUUAAUUUUUUAUGAGCGCCUUUAGUAAGGUCAGUAAGAAUUGUAAAAAAUGUCGUCAUUAUUUCACAGUCGAUGGUUGUCAGUUUGGAUCUUCAAGUAAAGCCUUUAUCUACUCACUGACCAAUAACAAAGGUUCUGGACACGCUGUGUACAAUCCUGUUAAGCUGCCAGUCAAGUCAGAUAAGUACGAUGAAGCUGUAUACAGGUGUGAUUUAAAAGGACCAACAUUUGGCUGGAGUGAUAUUUACAUAUCAAACAACGCUGCUAGUAAGCAGGAUUCUGUUACUUAUUGUGGCAGGAGAUACCCCCUCCCCCCAGGGUAUUCUUUAUCUGGUUUUAACUGUAAAUUCUAUGCUGGAAGCUUCUACUUCACACCAACAGAUAUCGAAGUAUUCUAUGAAACUACCACUUAA